CAAUGUGAGACAUUUGUCGAUGUGAAGAUCGAUUCACAAUUUAACAAAUAAGAUAAGUAAACGUUUCUUUACUAUCGCUGAACAGUUGGAACGAACUAUUGUGUUUACUUAAUGCGAUGUUAUUUUCUUAAAUGACAUAAGUAUUCGUUCACCACAUUGUGCUUCUGAUUAACUCGAGAAAAUUCACAACAUACUGAUUUAAGAAAUCGAAAGUAGACUAAAAAAUUGAAGCCCUAAUUUUUAUAAAAUGGCAACGGGUGAACAGAUCGUUUCCAACCAAUUCAAUUCAAGCGAUGUCAUCGAACCAAGUGUUGUCAUACGAUCAUGUGAGCCGUGUAGCAGAGACGGCUCCGCAACAAAGGCAACAGUUUUCUGCAAGGUUUGUUAGGAGAUACUUUGUGAUGAGUGCAGUAAACCACACACAAAAUACAAACCUGGGAGGCAUGACGUAGUCAAUAUUCAAGACAUGGGUUCAGCUGCAGUGAUGGUUGAUAUGAAAGAUUUGGACCUUUGUGAGGAGCACGGCAAGGCAAUCAAAUUUUACUGUGAAGACCAUUCCAAGCUGUGCUGCAGUACGUGUACAUUCACGCACCGGAAAUGUGACAAUGUUGAUGAAAUAAAGAGCAUAUCAUUAAUAAAUAAACCGGAGUUUCAGGCAACUAAACACGCAUUGAUAAAAAUAGAAUCUGAAGCUGCUUCUUUUAUAGCUGACUGUGAGAAGUCAAGGGAUGAAUUGAAUGAAUCCAUCGCAAAUAUAUCCGAUGAAGGAGAUAAGAUUAAAGACAGUAUUGUUAAACUUUUCGAAGAAGCUCAGCAGAAGAUGUUUACUGAGAUAAAUCAAUUUAAGGCUGAAGUGUCUAUGCAACUUGACAAAAAAUACACAGCCGCUUCACAAAUACAAGAACAAAUAAAUCAGAUAUUGCCGAUGUAUUCUGCUAUUCUAGAACACGGUACGUUUGAACAAAAGUUCAUAUUUUCUAAGAAGACCAAAGAACAACAGAACACUAUUGAAACACAUGUCGAUUCGCAAAGAAAUGCUACAGUUACAACCAACAUUUCACUGUCGUUUUCAAGGGAACUACAAGCACUUCUUACAAUGGAGAACCCAAUUUUUCAAAUGAAUUUUGAUCAGCAAUGUGCAAAGAUAGAUCAGAGUUUUGAGCUGCAAAUAAAGCUGCAAGAGGAAAUACAAAAGGCCUCACAGCAGAUGCAAAUGUUAGAACUUGAGAUCUCCUGUCUGCGUGGCCAGCUUGGCGAGAAGGACCAGAUGUUGACCCAAUACAAGGAGCAGCUAGACAGCCAGCAGAAGAACAUGACCCUGGAACACCAGCGGCAACGGGAUGACCUCAUUAAACAACUUGACCAUCUCAACUCAGCACUGAAACACAAGACAUCUACCCAGCCAUACAGUGGGGAUGUUCAGAGCCUCAAGUCCCAGUUGAUGUCACUGAUCUUGAAUUGUCUUACAGACCCAGCAAUACAGUGGGGAUCUUCAGAGCCUCAAGUCCCAGGUGAUGGUACUGAUCUUUGAGUUGUCUUACAUACCCAGCCAUACAGUGGGGAUGUUCAGAGCCUCUAGUCCCAGUUGAUGCCACUGAUCUUUGAGUUGUCUUACAGACCCAGCCAUACAGUGGGGAUGUUCAGAGCCUCAAGUCCCAAGUGAUGUCACUGAUCUUUGAGUUGUCUUACAGACCCAGUUAUACAGUGGAGAUUUUCAGAGCCUCAAGUCCCAGGUGAUGUCACUGAUCUUUAAGUUGUCUUACAGACCCAGCCUUAGAGUGGGGAUGUUGAGAGCCUCAAGUCCCAGGUGAUGUCACUGAUCUUGACUUGUCUUACAGACCCAGCCAUACAGUGGGGAUGUUAUGAGCCUCAAGUCCCAGUUGAUGUUCACUGAUCUUUGACUUGUCUUACAGACCCAGUCAUACAGUGGGGAUGUUAAGAGUUUUAAGUCCCAGUUAAUGUCACUGAUCUUUGACUUGUCUUACACACCCAGCCAUACAGUGUGAAUGUUCAGAGCCUAAAGUCCCAGGUGAUGUACCUGAUCUUUGACAUAUUUUACAGACCCAGCCAUACAAUGGGGAUGUUCAGAGCCUGUAGUCCCAGGUGGUGUCAUUGAUCUUUGAGUUGUCUUACAGACCCAGCCAUACAGUGGGUAUGUUGAGAUACUCAAGUCCCAGUUGAUGUCACUGAUCUUUGAGUUGUCUUAUAGACCCAGCCAUACAGUGGGGAUGUUCAGAGCCUCUAGUCCAAGCUGAUGUCACUGAUCUUUGAGUUGUCUUACAGACCCAGCCAUACAGUGGGUAUGUUG
Molecule: messenger RNA, 2308 nt
Organism: Dreissena polymorpha
Lineage: Eukaryota; Metazoa; Mollusca; Bivalvia; Myida; Dreissenidae
Exons: 4
Coding region: 467-1531 (354 amino acids)
Molecular function (GO): zinc ion binding
Source: RefSeq, a predicted model, not a curated record